UUGAUCGAGCAAGUUCAGGGUCGUUACCAAAAAAAUGUAGAUUUUUAACAAAGAAAAUAAUAAUUUUGCAUAUUUAAUAGUGCGUAAAUUCUAAAAUAAAUAGCUAGAUGUACUUUUCUACUACUAUUCCGUUUAUUCCGCAAUAAUUUAAAAUGUAUAGCAGAACUAAAAUAUAUUGUGGGUGUACCAGUGGCCUGGUAUGCAGAUUUUUAAGUUCUGCAGAAGUGUCUACUGCUCUACGACCUUUUUACUUCAGCGUUCAUCCAGAUCUAUUUGGAAAAUAUCCAGAACAAAGGAAAAUCAAUGAAAAUUCCUUACAACAGCUGAGUGCACUUAUCGAAGCCCAACAAUCUAGCAAAAGAAUUUCGGUUCCACCAUUAUCAUUCUAUGUGAGACAAAAGGAUAAACCUGAUGGUGAAUUCAAGCUCAUAAAAAUUCAAUUAAAUAGCAAUAAUGUACGAGAAACAGUUGUAAAAGUUCUCAACGCCUGUGAUAUCUCUACCAAGUACAUUGAUAAGAUACCUGAUAGGCCAAAAGUAUCUAACUUCAGCAAAACCUUUGGUAAUAGAAAGUAUGACUAUGCAUAUGAACAAUAUGAAAAGGAAUUUGAUGUGGGUCGAAUCAAGAGGAAAGUAGUAGAAAAAAAAUUCAGUGCUAAUGUUGUUGAAUGGGUACAUGCAAACAGCAGAGAUGCAAAAAAUAAAUAUGAGUCAGCAGCAGCAACAAGGGAGCAAGUGCAAUCUCUAAUAAACAACCUUUGCAAAACUUAUGGUAUUAAACAAGUGAAAUUCGACAGUGGUUGGAAUAUGAGCCAUAUAAGAGGCGCAUUGCAGAGUUUAGACGCCCUGGCUUCACAGCAUCCGAACAUUAUGACGAAUUUAGAAGGUAGGACAAUAGCUUUGGGACAGUUUACUGGGGUCAGUCUAGAUGGCGAUGUGUUCCUCAAUAUUAUGGAUGUACGAAAUGAAUGGAUGUCGUUAAUAAAGAAAGUUAGUCAAGAGGACAGUGCCUUAAUAAUGAUACCAAAUUAUGAGAAAGCAUUGUCUAGUAUUUUGAGGGAUAUACACAUACGGCGAAGGAAAUUUAUGCCGAAAGUGUCGGCAUAUCAGUACUGCAGUCAUUUGAGACAGUUGAUCACUUCCAUAGGCGACUUCUAUGGUCGUGGUUCAAAAUUCCCGCCGGGCGUACCUGAAUCUCUGCAGAAAUACGAAAUUGUUAUUGAACCGGAAGCAGGUCCACUAAUGGUAUCGCCUACCGGACAGUUCAUCACACCAUCUUCUUGUCCAGCUGAAGAGCUUGUGGCUUUCAUUGCCAGUCAUUUAGAUGAAGCUACGCUUUUGAUGACAGAAUAUAGCAUUAAUAAGCAUGUGGAGAAGGCACUUCAUAAAGAAGUUGUCAAAAGGUUUGGUCUACUGGACCUACGAAAGGAUGACAGCAUCACACCAGCGUAUAUGAUUUCAUGCUGCCAGAGGUUGCUGACGCGAAGUGAACAGUUACACGCGAAACUUCACGGUACAGUGCUCUACAUAACGCAUUACUACUCUGUUUUAUCGGAAGGGAUAUUGUGCAUACCCUGGAAUUUUCAAUCAUGAGUUACGUUGUCUAGUGUAAAUAUGUUGUAGAUAAAAUAAAACUUAGAUCAAUCAAUUUAUUUUUAUAUAUUUUUCAUUUAGAAUAUGUACACGUCUAAUCUCGUAUCUUGAAAUGCUCGAAUUUAGUUGAAUGUAUAGAAAAGGAAUAUAUUUUUAUACACUUCAGUGAGUAGAAUAGAAUUGGCAAAUGUAUAUACAAAUAAUGCAAAUUCGAAUAAGUGUUUGUAUUUACACAUUGCAUAUUUCAAAAAUGUGAUGUUAUGUAAAGUAGUUUAGUGAAAGUAGAAUAGAAAUAGAAUGCAUAAUACAAACUAUUAUGGCUACAUGGUUACUUCAAUAAACAACAUUAGAUAUCUUAUAAAGAUGAAUAAUAAAACUGAAUUGAUAACUGCAAAUAAAAGUAUGUACAAAUA
This is a messenger RNA of Spodoptera litura, 2005 nucleotides long. Its product is annotated as T-cell activation inhibitor, mitochondrial. NCBI's taxonomy places the organism in Eukaryota, Metazoa, Arthropoda, Insecta, Lepidoptera, Noctuidae. Gene Ontology annotation, cellular component: mitochondrion. The record is from RefSeq and is a predicted model, not a curated record.